Molecule: messenger RNA, 1325 nt
Organism: Pundamilia nyererei
Lineage: Eukaryota; Metazoa; Chordata; Actinopteri; Cichliformes; Cichlidae
Gene: cnot9
Product: CCR4-NOT transcription complex subunit 9
Exons: 8
Coding region: 334-1233 (299 amino acids)
Biological process (GO): mRNA catabolic process
Cellular component (GO): CCR4-NOT complex
Source: RefSeq, a predicted model, not a curated record
AUUUCACUUAUUUGUAUCAAGGCUGUCCACGGGUCUGCCAAGCUAAGCCUCGCUUUAGUUUUAGUAUGAAUUACGUUUAGUUUUGAGCUAAUUAGUGUGGUUUAAAGCGCACAAAUUAGACUGCUAGUGUUCCUUUUCCCCUUAUUUCGGCGAAUUUGAAGUUAUGUUAAUGUACACGGGUACUUGUCUUCAUAGGCCAGGACAUUUAGCAGCCAGCUCGGGCUAGCUUUGUGCUAGUUACGCCAACUUGCUUGCAUUGCAACCACGUUCACCACACUUAAUCAAAUUUAGUUGUUUAUAACGACAUAAAGACGCCACAAAGAUCUUCGGAGAAUGCUUGCAACGGGAGCGGCUGUAUCUAAUGUCACAGCCCUGGCUCAGGUAGACCGGGAAAAGAUCUACCAGUGGAUCAAUGAGUUGUCCAGCCCAGAGACCAGAGAGAAUGCCCUGCUGGAGCUCAGCAAGAAACGCGAAUCUGUGCCAGACCUGGCACCGAUGCUUUGGCAUUCCUGUGGCACUAUCGCUGCUCUUUUGCAGGAAAUAGUGAACAUCUAUCCAUCCAUUAACCCACCGACACUCACAGCACAUCAGUCUAACCGGGUGUGCAACGCCUUGGCACUCCUGCAGUGUGUUGCCUCACACCCAGAGACACGGUCGGCUUUCCUCGCAGCCCACAUUCCCCUUUUCCUUUAUCCCUUUUUGCACACUGUGAGCAAAACGCGCCCAUUCGAGUACCUGCGCCUCACCAGCCUUGGAGUCAUAGGUGCCUUGGUCAAAACAGAUGAACAAGAAGUGAUUAACUUUCUUCUCACAACUGAAAUCAUCCCGCUUUGUCUCCGCAUUAUGGAAUCAGGAAGUGAGCUUUCUAAGACGGUUGCUACCUUCAUACUGCAGAAGAUACUGCUUGAUGACACAGGGCUGGCUUACAUAUGCCAGACUUAUGAACGUUUCUCCCAUGUGGCAAUGAUCCUUGGUAAAAUGGUGCUGCAGCUCUCCAAAGAACCAUCAGCUCGGCUGCUGAAGCACGUCGUCCGCUGCUACCUUCGCCUUUCAGAUAAUCUCAGAGCCAGAGAGGCACUCCGUCAGUGUCUACCCGACCAGCUGAAGGACAGCACCUUCGCCCAGGUGCUGAAGGAUGACACCACCACCAAACGCUGGCUGGCUCAGCUGGUCAAAAACCUGCAGGAGGGCCAAGUGACCGACGCCCGGGGCAUCCCGCUGGCCCCGCAGUGAAGAAUUCACAGGAGACACAAACGGACUUGAAUUUGUAUUCUGUCACAUGUGGUGCUAAGACUGAAAAGUAAACAACAUGAUGGAAGAAGAUA